AUGGCGGACACUGCCUCGAAGCAUCGAGCUGAGUUUGCCUUUGCUCAGCUUGAGAACGAGAGAUCUCUGACAUCUCUUCGUGACGAGCUAAGGGUAGCUCGUGGGAUUGUUGAUCGGUCUCGGGCUGAGAUAACUGCUCUUCAGACCCUUGUUGAUGCCCACCAUCGGGAGCACAAGGCUCUCUGCGAGAUGCUUGAGCGCAAGGGCGUUCUUCAUCGGAAGAAGCAGCGCACUGAUGGUACGGCUUAA
Molecule: messenger RNA, 249 nt
Organism: Peronospora matthiolae
Lineage: Eukaryota; Oomycota; Peronosporomycetes; Peronosporales; Peronosporaceae
Source: the annotation of a GenBank genome assembly